Messenger RNA from Magnusiomyces paraingens, 1464 nucleotides. RefSeq lists its product as uncharacterized. The transcript has a single exon. NCBI's taxonomy places the organism in Eukaryota, Fungi, Ascomycota, Dipodascomycetes, Dipodascales, Dipodascaceae. The record is from RefSeq and is a predicted model, not a curated record. Gene Ontology annotation, biological process: aromatic amino acid catabolic process; L-tyrosine biosynthetic process. The coding region runs from base 1 to 1464 and encodes 487 amino acids. Gene Ontology annotation, molecular function: aromatic-amino-acid:2-oxoglutarate transaminase activity; pyridoxal phosphate binding; L-2-aminoadipate:2-oxoglutarate transaminase activity.
AUGACCGGACCUAUUCUCGCCAAAGAUCUCUCCCACCACCUCUCGGAAGAAGCAAAAUCUAGACAAGCUUCAACCCUCAAACUCGCCUUUAAACACUUUAGCGACCCCCGUAUCGUCUCUCUAGGCGGUGGUCUCCCCCUACCUGACCUUUUCCCCUUCAACUCUCUUAAAGUUGAAACCCUUAACCCCCCCUUUUCCCGUGGCAUUGAUGUCUUCCCAGAAUCAUCAGACGAAGCCCUCGAAGUGGUUGUCGCAAAGUCACGCGCUCAAAUUGAACACGACCACGAUAUCCCCCUCGAAACCGCUCUCCAGUAUGGCUCCUCUGCCGGUAACACUCAAAUUGUUGAAUUUUUACGCGAACACACUCGUAUCAUUCACUCCCCCAAGUACCAGGAUUGGGACAUUGUCAUGUCGGUAGGAAACACCCAGGCUUGGGAUUCAACCCUUCGUACUUUUACCACCCGUGGCGAUGUCAUUUUUGCUGAACAGUUUACCUUCUCUUCUGCCGCUGAAACUGUCCAUGCUAACGGUGUCAAAAUCUUCCCCGUCCCAACUGAUCUUGAGGGUAUCGAUGCAGAGGCUUUUGCUGAAAUUCUUGCCAACUGGGAGGGCCCCAUCCCUAAACUGUUAUACACCAUUCCUACUGGUCAAAACCCCACUGGUGGUACCAUGCCUGCCGAACGCCGCAAAAAGGUUUAUGACCUUGCUUGCAAGUACGAUUUCAUUAUUGUCGAAGACGAGCCCUACUACUUUUUGCAAAUGCACGAGUAUAAAUUUGGCGCUACUGCCGCUGAUCUCCCCCCCGUUCCAUCUCAUGAUGAAUUUUUGAAGAGCUUGGUUCCUUCAUACCUUUCCCUCGACACUGAGGGCCGUGUUCUCCGUCUUGAUUCCUUCUCCAAGGUCCUUGCCCCAGGCUCCCGUCUUGGUUGGAUUGUGGGCCAGGAGCGUCUAAUUGAACGCUUUUUGCGUCAACAUGAAGUUACAAUUCAAGUUGCAUCUGGUUUCUCUCAAGCUAUUCUCAACGGUAUGCUUCACCGCUGGGGACAAGAAGGUUACCUUGACUGGCUCAUUCAACUCCGUCGUAACUAUACUCUCAAGCGUAACGUUGCUCUUGAUGCUGUCAAAAAGUACGUUCCAAGCGAAGUUGCUGAUUGGAUUGCCCCCUCAGCUGGUAUGUUCUUUUGGAUUCAGCUUGAUGCUUCCAAGCAUCCUGAUUAUGAAAAGCUUGGCCGUGAUCCUGCUGCUGUUGAAAUGCAAAUUUACGAACGUGGAAUUGAAGAUGGCGUUUUGAUGAUUCCAGGACACUGGUUUGUCAUUGAGGAUGAACGUGCUGCUAAACCACCUUCCAGAGAAGGUAGACAGUUUAUGUACUUCCGUGGCACUUUUGCUUCGGUUAAGCCUGAGGCUCUUGAUAAGGGUCUUAACAUUUUCGGUGACCUUAUUAAAAAGGAGUACCAGCUUUAG